Morchella importuna is the source of this 417-nucleotide messenger RNA. RefSeq lists its product as uncharacterized. The transcript has 5 exons. Bases 1 to 417 code for a protein of 138 amino acids. The record is from RefSeq and is a predicted model, not a curated record. Gene Ontology annotation, cellular component: mitochondrion; mitochondrial intermembrane space. NCBI's taxonomy places the organism in Eukaryota, Fungi, Ascomycota, Pezizomycetes, Pezizales, Morchellaceae. Gene Ontology annotation, biological process: mitochondrial respiratory chain complex II assembly; succinate metabolic process.
AUGCGAACAUUCCACCGCCUCCUCGCUUCACAUGGCAUCCCAAACAAGGUGAAAUCUACUUUAGCUCUUCUCCCACCAAUCCCGCUGUACCGGCGGCUGUUUAGGGCGCAUAGGAAUAAAUUGGGCCCUAUGGAACGGUUCUUCGGGGAUGAGUAUAUCAAGGCCGAGUUCAGGCGCCAUAGGGAUAUUGACAACCCGCUGCAGAUCGUGGGCUUCCUGAAGGAGUGGCAGCUAUAUGCGCAGAAAAUCGAAGGCGAUACAUGGCGGGAUGAGAAGCUGGAUGAGGAGAAGUUGAAUAAAAUGAGCGAUCAGCAGGUCGGACAGCUCUACGAAUUAAUGAAAGCCAUCAAAAAUCCUCAUGGCGAUGGUGAACACGGAGAGGGAGAAGGGGGAAAUGCUCCCCCGGAGAAGAUAUAG